GAAGUAAGGGACAAAAAAGGGAUUCUCACCGUUUUAUUUUACAGCUCGUAAAUACACAAAAUCAGAUGAAAAUACAAAGAUAUUUGCAGGCAGACACUGGUUAGUACCCCUAAAGCCAAGGCAUCGACGCUUGCAUGUUUAACAGAUAAGAAGCCACAAUUCACGGGUUAACGACUCGAUCAUGAGUGAACACAGAGACUUCAAAAGUUUCAGUUUUUAUCCAUUGGGUUGCAACAAAAGUUGAAAGCUUUUUAAUGUGAAAACACAAAAUCAAUGGAAACUCUCUUCUGCUUCUUCAUCUUCUUCAUCUUCCGUGUGUUAACAGAAGUCCCCACAAUUGUCUGUCUCCGCUGCCAGACAAAACUGCCACAGCCAAUAAUGUUUCUCUGAGGGACCUUUCUUCUGUCAGAGACUCUUUCUCCCUCUCUCCUCUUUCCUCUUCUUGCUCUGCUCAGCCCUCCCACCAACUCAUCUUCAGUCCUCAAACAAACAUCUGGCUUCAUCUCUUUACCACUUGUGUUUUCUUUCCUUUCUCUUUCAUAUCUCAUUUUCAAUUUCCCAAUUUCUCUUCAACAUCAUCACAACAGUUUAAGACCCCUCUUCUUUAUAAAGCUAAAAGCUUUAGCUUCAGAGACUUUCAUAACAAGACGUGAAUACAUAAGUUUCCUGUUUUUAGUUCAUUAAACCUCUCACAUUUAUUUCUUCCCAUCAUUGUCCUAGAGGAGAGAAAGAAAAAGAGCUCAGCUUUUCAAAUGGAGAGGAGUGUUCAAGGACAAAACAAGCUCUGUUCUUUGGAUCAAAAAGUGAAUGUGAGAAGAAGCCUACAAGUUCAAGGAUCUGUAGAGAAUCAUCAAAGCUUUGCCUUUGAGGAAGAACAGUCGUCAACUGCAAGCUUGCUGCAAGAUACAACGAUUCCAUUUCUACAAAUGCUGCAACAAAGUGAAGAACCUUCUUCGUUUUUGUCCAUCAAAGAACCAAACUUUCUAGCACUACUAUCUCUCCAGACACUUGGAAAGCCUAAUUGGGAACUCGAAAAUUAUCUCCCACAUGAAGUUCCAGAGUUUCAUUCACCGAUCAAUUCUGAAACCAACCACUACUAUCAGAAUACAUAUCUGGAAGGAGUCAGUGAAGCCAUCUCAGGCCAAGAACUUCCGUUCAACCCGCUUCAAAAUGCUAAUUCAAGACGCAAACGGAAGAACAACAACCUGGUGACAUUGAUGAACAAAGAAAAGAGAAAGAGAAGGAGAACAAAACCAGCAAAGAACAUAGAAGAGAUGGAGAGUCAAAGAAUGACACACAUUGCGGUCGAACGAAACCGCAGACGCCAAAUGAACGUUCAUCUCAACUCACUCCGCUCCAUCAUUCCAUCCUCCUACAUCCAAAGGGGAGAUCAAGCGUCAAUAGUAGGAGGAGCAAUAGACUUCGUGAAGAUCCUGGAGCAACGCUUACAAUCCCUUGAAGCACAAAAGACAACUCAACAGAGUAGUGAUAGCAAAGAGCAAAUUCCAGAAGAUAACAAUCUCAGGGACAUUUCGUCGAACAAGUUGCGUGGGAGUAAAGAAGAAGAAGAGAGUAGCAGGCUCAAAAUCGACGCCACAGUGAUAGAGAGCCACGUCAAUCUCAAAAUCCAAUGCACGAGGAAACAAGGACAACUUCUAAGAUCAAUCAUUAUGCUCGAGAAAUUUGGAUUCACUGUUCUUCACCUCAACAUCACAUCUCCAACCAAUACAUCUGUCUCUUAUUCCUUCAACCUCAAGGUACUUACUUUUAUAAAACACACACAAAACCCAUUUAACAAAAUCAUCGACAUUGGUGAAAAGAUUAAAACUUUUUUGUUUUUUUGCAAAAUUGUCAGAUGGAAGAUGACUGCAAACUGGGAUCGGCCGAUGAGAUAACGGCGGCGAUACGUCAGAUAUUCGAGUGAUGGAUUAAUUGAAUUAAAAAAAACACUGAAACGUCCAAAAAGAAGGAAAGAAAAAGUAACGUCCUUUGGUAACUUCGUUUUCAAGAGUGGCGAAAAUUAAAUUCUAAAAUUUGGUCGUAUGUAAUUGGAGUCUUCUCGGCAUGGAACUUGACUUCGUUUUUUCUAGGCUACUCCUACACAACUUGGGGUCCUACUUGAUAUUAUAUGUUUAUGCAUAUGUAUUUCAAGUUUGACCUCUCUGUCUCUCUUGUAUUCAUGAAUCUUCAUCAUUGUCUUUCUUGUUUUGCCUCUCUCUUGGGGUUUUGACU
Capsella rubella is the source of this 2232-nucleotide messenger RNA. RefSeq names its product transcription factor bHLH70. Bases 753 to 1895 code for a protein of 380 amino acids. NCBI's taxonomy places the organism in Eukaryota, Viridiplantae, Streptophyta, Magnoliopsida, Brassicales, Brassicaceae. The record is from RefSeq and is a predicted model, not a curated record. Gene Ontology annotation, biological process: regulation of transcription by RNA polymerase II. The transcript is spliced from 3 exons. Gene Ontology annotation, molecular function: protein dimerization activity; RNA polymerase II cis-regulatory region sequence-specific DNA binding; DNA-binding transcription factor activity, RNA polymerase II-specific.